GAUCGUGGACCAAUAUUUAAGCUGGGCUUAAUGGAUGUUUACGUUCGACCGUUGCUAAAAAUGCAGUCAGAUUUGCAGCCGUUGAGUGAUCUGAUUCCAACAGAAGGCCGCACGGGCGGUAACGCGGACACACGAGGAUUGAAGAUACCCGGAAAGCCGAAGCAACAGAAAGGUUGGGAUGUGGAGUGGGAGAUUGAGGACGAUGUGGCGUUGUUGCGUGGCAUUUAUCGAUAUGGACUGGGCAGUUGGGAGGCAAUCAAAAUGGAUCCUGAUUAUGGACUGAUUGAUAAGAUAUCUGAUCAUAGACAACGUGCGAUUUCAGUUUAUCAGCGGAUGACAACUAUUGUUUGA
This is a messenger RNA of Anisakis simplex (herring worm), 351 nucleotides long. Lineage: Eukaryota; Metazoa; Nematoda; Chromadorea; Rhabditida; Anisakidae. The record is from the annotation of a GenBank genome assembly.